AGCCAUCAUUCGUUUUCCAUUCUGAAGGCACAGUUCCUUCUUCCAUUCAUUCUUUCUUUUACAGACGUUCUUUUCUCUAGACCAUUUUCGUUUUUCAUUCCUCUUUUCGUUAAGCUUCAGAAACCAUCUGUUGGAAAAAAUGAAGGCAAACUAUUUUCCUCUCUGGGCGCUGGCGGGUUCGGCGUCUGCUUAUCUCGCUACAACUACUCGUUACUAUGACGGUCAAGAGGGUGCCUGUGGUUGUGGUGGCAGCUCCGGCCUUGACUCCUGGCAGGUCGGAAGUAGCAGUACAGGAUUCUACACCGCCGCCGGAUCUCAAGCCCUCUUCGACACCGACGGAUCCUCCUGGUGCGGAGGCGGCUGUGGUAAAUGCUACAACCUGACUUCAACGGGAACUUCAGCCUGCAACGGCUGCGGUGAAGGUGGUGUUGCUGGUGAAAGCAUAAUCGUCAUGGUUACAAAUCUCUGCCCGUAUAACGGAAACGAAAAAUGGUGCCCGUCUGUGGGUAGCAAGAAUGACUAUGGGUAUAGCUACCAUUUCGACAUCAUGGCCGAAAGUGAAGUGUUUGGUGAUAAUGUCGUUGUCAACUUUGAGCCCGUCGCUUGCCCCGGACAGGCAACUUCUGACUGGGAGACUUGUGUUUGCUAUGGUCAAACGGAUACAGAUAGCACCCCUGCUGGAUUCUCUACGGUUGCUGGAUCUUCUGAACCUACAGCGACAUCCUCGACUUCAACUGCGGCAGCUUCCUCUAAGACUUCUACUACUUUGGUUAUUUCAACAACUCCAGUCAAAGAAGUUGCUAGCUCGUCGACUUCAUCUACGUCCACUGUUAAACCAGUAACCGAAACCUCUCCUGCCGCGGUCGCACCAACUUCGACAGUUCCCUCCGUGCCUGAGGGCGCUGCCACUACUUCCACAUAUUCCUUGACACUUACCACCGUCGUCACCGAGACAAUAACCGUCUGGGAAACACCUACUUCUACAUCUGGCAGUUCUGCUGCUGUUCAGACUCUCUACGGACAGUGUGGUGGCAUCAACUGGACUGGUGCUACAACCUGUGCUACAGGGGCAACAUGCAAAGUACAGAACCCUUACUACUACCAAUGCGUGAGCUCGUCAAACUAAGCCGGGUCUUGAUUCUUUCAAGUAGCACUUGAACAUGUUUCAAGAAAUUCGUUCUUAUUCAUUCUUCUUUUACAUAUUACUUUCUCUUUGCUUCUUUCUCUUUGAGCAUGCUCAGGAUCAUCAUCCCAAGAGACUUCUGUAUUAUCAUAUAUUUGUCUGACAGAACGUCAAAAUAUAAAGGUUUUUCUUUCAGAUUAAUUAAGAUUUUCUGGUUUUUG
Molecule: messenger RNA, 1344 nt
Organism: Talaromyces stipitatus ATCC 10500
Lineage: Eukaryota; Fungi; Ascomycota; Eurotiomycetes; Eurotiales; Trichocomaceae
Product: endoglucanase-5 precursor, putative
Exons: 3
Coding region: 140-1126 (328 amino acids)
Biological process (GO): carbohydrate metabolic process
Cellular component (GO): extracellular region
Molecular function (GO): cellulase activity; cellulose binding
Source: RefSeq, a predicted model, not a curated record